Gasterosteus aculeatus aculeatus (three-spined stickleback) is the source of this 1893-nucleotide messenger RNA. It is a transcript of the gene cnpy2, whose product is annotated as canopy FGF signaling regulator 2. The record is from RefSeq and is a predicted model, not a curated record. Lineage: Eukaryota; Metazoa; Chordata; Actinopteri; Perciformes; Gasterosteidae. Gene Ontology annotation, cellular component: endoplasmic reticulum.
CGCGGCCUCCAUCCGGUCCAGCAGCUCCGUGCCGACGUCACCACAUUCCACUCGACGCGAUGGAUCAGCGCGUGUAAGCGUAAAGGUGGCCUCGGAAGACACUGCCAGAAACGUGUAAACUGGAUGAUCGAGAUCUGUGCUGUGGGGGAAAUCAGAGCUUGGAUGCAAGAUGAGGGAAGCGGCCGUGCUGCUCACACCGUGUGUGCUCGUGUGUCUCCUGCUGAGCUUCAGUCAGGCAGCCAGGCAAGGACAGGACAUCAAAUGUGGAGCCUGCAGGGCUCUGGUAGAUGAGAUGGAAUGGGACAUCUCCCAAAUAGACCCAAAGAAGAUGAUCCAGACAGGAUCCUUCAGGAUCAACCCGGACGGCAGCCAGUCCAUUAAAGAGGUUCCUCUGGCUCGCUCAGAGGGAAACCUUCUGGAGCUGAUGGAGUCUGUGUGUGAGAGGAUGGCGGACUACGGCGAGCGCACAGAUUCCUCCACAAACAGGAAGUCCUACAUUAGGAUAAAGUCUCGGAGUGGUGAGCCCCUGGACCUCUCAGAGGCGACGCUGGAUUCUAGAGUUACAGGCAGUUUAAAAUUUGCGUGUGAAACGAUUGUUGAGCAGUAUGAAGAUGAAGUCAUUGAAUUCUUCGCUCAUGAGAACGAAAAUAUCAAAGACAACCUGUGCAGCAAGAGGACGGACCUCUGUGACCACGCUCUGAAAUCGUCCCACGAUGAACUUUGAUGUCAUGGUUGCCGUACUUUGCUCAGCUGAAAUGGAGACGUCUGGUGCUAUGCUGUUUUCCGUUGUCUAUCUAUCACUUGUAUACACCAGGGCAGUAGGACAAGAUGCAUACAAAUUAUCAUGUAAGAUAAUUCAGUUGAAGAUACAAGUCUGGUUCCUAUGAUUUGCGGCAGGUUAAGAACCAGUUUGACAGUUUUAACUACAUCUCUUUGGACUAUCUUGUUACUUCUUUAUAUGUUGUUAGUUACCAUACUUUUCAAUAUUCUGUGUUUAGAAAAACGCUUUUCUUGCUUUGCAUGCAGAAUUUCUUACAGGAUUAGUUGUGUAUGUACAGUAAAUGUUCUAAUUUAAGACAUAAGUAGGCAGGGAUCAGGGGUAAAUUUGAUGAAGUGGUCGUUCAGACAUAUUCAUUGAUAAAUGAAAAAUAAUGGUAUCAAAGAGUUUAUCAGACAAAUAACUUGCUUUGAAUAAAUCAUGUAUUAAGUUAAACUGAAACGUUAAAAACGCAUUAUUUAAGAUCAGAAAUGAAGACGAUUUGAGUGGAAUUAGUUUCCCUGGUGUCCAAGCGUUGAAGUGUGCCUUUGAUGCUGAAUAAGUGUUUCAACAUUUUCACCAUUAUCCCGGUAAAUGUACUAGCCCCAUGGUAUUGUUUACUGUUGAUAUAAACAGUUUUUUGCCAUUUCAGGAUCCGUCAAAAGUUGCAAAGAGCUAAAAAAAUGUAGGGAAAGAACAACGAUUCUAAAGUUUGGCUAAACUCCAACCAAAGUAUGAAGAAUUGCCCUUACAGGAAAGGGCUUCCAUUUUUCUCAUUUUGAAUUGUAAACGUUUGGUUUACAAAGGACAGUAAUUGUUUCUGCAAAGGUCUAUCUAGAGCAGAAAAUGUUGUUCUAAGUACUAAAGAGUUUAUAGCUGUAAGAGAAAGACAAUAAUACCUAUUUUCUUUAAAUACUACAUCUGCAAUACCAUGGAAUUAUGGUAUUUUCUUUACAUUUGAGCCUCAAUAGUGAAGUUCUUCUUACUAAAACUGAACUGCAGUUUAACACCACUUGAGUGUGCUGUAGUCCACAAUCUGUUGAGUUUGAAUUAAAGAAUCACGUUCAGAAUCCGUUGGAAAGUCCUCAUGCUGUACUGUUGAUGUAGAAUAAAAGUAUUUUUGGUAUAAUUCAUUA